AUGAACCUUAAGAACUUGUUUCGGGCGGACCCAAUGCUUGCGACAAAAUGCGACGGGGUUCCUCUCUCUGCAACAAAUCCUUACCCGCCAAUUGAUAUAAAGGAGGCAUCAUUAGAUGGGAAUCUUAUGUUCCUCAUGCAUGGAAUCCAGAAUCAAGCAUUUUCGAAGACCCCAAUCUGCAAAUAUUGUUCUUUUGGUGUUCCCCCAACGUGGUCACACACAACUUCAUUACCAGUCAAUACCCUUGUGGAGUGCAAGGAGCAGAAGGUAGGAGCAUGA
This is a messenger RNA of Histoplasma mississippiense, 279 nucleotides long. RefSeq lists its product with no specific name. The transcript is spliced from 3 exons. The coding region runs from base 1 to 279 and encodes 92 amino acids. The record is from RefSeq and is a predicted model, not a curated record. Lineage: Eukaryota; Fungi; Ascomycota; Eurotiomycetes; Onygenales; Ajellomycetaceae.